CAGCAUUCGUUCCGUUCCGCUAUUUUUCUUUCUCCAUGGGGACCAAUGGGGACGCACCCUAAAGUCUAUGACGAUAUAACUGACGCCGAGUGUGUGUUAAAAAUGAUAUAAUAUAAAAAUUUGUUUUCUGAUAGAUAAAUUUUUUUAUGCUUGCGAAAUAAGUGAGAAGUUUAAUUAUUGUAUAUAUAUGUUGUUUCUUUAUUUUUUUCUUGAAGUAUAUAAGUAUAAUGGAAUUUACUUAACCUAAUAUAGGUUCACUUAACCUAAUUUAUUUAAUAUAGUUCAACUUAACCUCAUCUUAGUUUAUCCUUACCUAACUUUAAAACGAUUUUGACAAUACUAUUUGACUCAUCAUAUUGUGUGUACAUACAAAGAUCGAGAAGAAGGAAUGGAAUCUACAUCUAGCAAAAAUAUAUGAUUGUAGGAUGAACAGAAUAACCAGGAAGAUUCGGACUCUUCAGAAAUAGAUGAGAUAGAACCUAGAUUAAAAUAUGUGAGAAUACGCAAUGAUCUGGAACAUAUCCUGCAAAACGAUGCAGCUAGCUGCAUUGCUGUACAUCCAAAGUUCCUCUGUCUAGGAUCACAUUGGGGAAUGAUCCAUCUUCUAGACCACCAAGGAAACAAUAUAAAAUCUAAAACAUUACAGGCACAUACAGUGGCAGUCAAUCAGAUAUCCAUAGACUACAAUGGGGACUUUAUUGCCUCUUGCAGCGAUGAUGGAAAAGUUUUCAUUUAUGGAUUGUACAGUACAGAAAACAAUCACAAUAUGAGCAUGGGCAGGCUAGUUAAGAGUAUAGCGAUUGAUCCGAAUUAUAAGAGUGGCAGUGGUAGAAGAUUUAUUACAGGUGAUGACAAGCUAGUACUUUACGAAAAGACUUUUCUGGCCAGGAUGAAGCCAACAGUGCUGUGUGAAGCAGAAGGUGGAGUCAAAUCUGUUGCGUGGUCUGGUCGCUUUGUUGCAUGGGCAUCUGACACUGGUGUGAGAGUCUAUGAUCUCGAUGCUAGAUGUUCACUAGGACUCAUAAAGUGGUCCCGUACUGCAGAGGCAUCACCAGAACACUACCGAUGCAAUUUGCAGUGGUCCGAUGACAAGACACUAUUGAUUGGAUGGGUGGACGUUGUGCGUAUCUGCCAUAUUAGGAAACGUACCAUGCAAGAAAUGGUGAACCGAGAUUUGCCCGAAUUUGUAGUAGAUCCAGUGUCAACGUUUCAAGUAGAUUUUUAUAUAUCCGGUGUAGCACCAUUGAGAAAUCAGUUAGUAUUAUUAGGAUGUCUAAAGGAACCGGAUGAAGAUGGAAAAAAUCAACGUCCAACUCUACAUGUGGUUGAACCAAAAUAUCAAGAUUUCUCAGUAAUAUGUGCAAACUCGCUUACCUUACGUGGUUAUAAGGAAUACAGUUGCAAUGAUUAUCACUUGGAUUGUUUAAAGGAGGAAAACAGAUUUUUCAUUGUAAGUCCGAAAGAUAUCGUAGUGGCCAGUUUGUAUGAUACGGAUGACAGAAUCGAAUGGCUAUUGAGCCAUGGAAAGUUCGAGCAAGCUUUAGAAGCUGUAACAAUAAAUAACGGCAAAGAUUGCAAGAUGCAUACUGUAUUGGAUGUAGGGCGUACUUAUUUGGAUCACCUAUUAGCAUGUGAAAAAUACGAUGAUGCUGGAAAGCUUUGCCUCAAAGUUUUAGGACGAAAUAAAAAAUUAUGGGAGGAAGAGGUUUACAAAUUUGCCAGAGUGCAUCAACUGCGUUCAAUCUCGUCCUACUUGCCGCGGGGUGACGUUAUCCUCGAUUCACUAAUCUAUGAAAUGGUCCUGUAUGAAUAUUUAAAAAUGGAUCCCGACGGUUUCCUGCAACUGGUCAAGGAAUGGUCACCGGAUUUGUACACAGUAGCGGCGGUAGUUAACGGCGUAUUGGAGCAUUUACUGGUUCACAAUCAACGACAGAACGUAUUAUUAGAAGCGUUAGCCAUUUUAUAUAUCCACGAUGGCAAAUACGAUAAAGCGCUCGCUAUGUACUUGAAGCUGCGGCACAAGGACGUCUUCCAAUUGAUCCAAAAGUACCAGUUGUAUAAUUCUGUGUAUGACAUGAUCGAAGGCCUGAUGGAUCUGGACACAGAACGUGCCAUACAAUUUUUUCUGGAGAAGGACAGAGUGCCGUCUGACGUGGUUGUACAAAAGUUGCAACAUAAUCAUCGUUAUUUAUAUUUGUAUCUAGAUGCAUUAGAUAAAAGAGACACAAAGGAUUCAAAGGGCAAGUACCAUGGUCUUUUGGUACGACUGUAUGCCGAUUAUUCAAGAGACAAGUUACUACCGCUUUUACGUCGCUCUGAUAAUUAUCCAAUACAACAGGCUCUGGAUAUUUGUAGUCAGCGUCGAUUUUAUCCAGAAAUGGUGUAUCUGCUAGGUAGAAUCGGAAACACUUCGGAAGCUUUAGCGCUCAUGACAAGAGAACUCAAUGAUAUGGAAAGUGCAAUAGCAUUCUGUCAGGAACACGAUGAUGAAGAGUUGUGGAACGAUCUAGUUAAUUACUCACUUGACAAACCUGCGGCUAUUACAUUUCUCCUCCAAAAGAUCGGCACCUAUGUUGACCCUAGGCUUAUGGUGCAAAGGAUAGAACCCACUUUGGAAAUUCCAGGCUUAAAGAAAGCAUUGGUUAAAAUGAUGUGCGACUACAAUCUGCAGGUGUCUGUGCAGGAAGGUUGCAAGAAAAUACUAUCUAACGAUUAUUUCAAUCUCCACGAGCGACUUGUUCGUUGUCACCAAAAGGGCAUAUUUGUCGACGAUGAUCAGAUGUGUGGAGCUUGCCAUAGGAAGAUAAUUGUAAGAGAACCGCGGAAUAUGGUUGUAUUUUAUUGUAAGCAUUGUUUUCAUGAAGAUUGUCUACCCAAUUUUGAUUUGGUUGAAAAUUGUGUGAUAUGUAAUUCGCAGAAAGAGAUGACGCCUGGCAGAAAAUUAUAAAGGUAAAGUUGUACUUAUGCAACAUGUGGAAUAUCGAAAACUUUAAAUGGACUAGUGUCAUAUUUCAACCAAGCAUCUUGGUAUAGCUAAGAUUAUGUUACAUUAAUGUAUAAACAAAUUUUUAUAUAUAAUAAAUAGGUUAAAAUUACAUGAAAAAAAAAAAACAAGUAGGUUUUAAUUAGAAUUAGAUAUGGUAAAGUGCACAUAAUAACGCAUAAAUAUUUAAUUCAUUUCGACAUAUAAUGCAAGAAAGAAACUCAUAUGACUUUUUGCUUUUGAUGUCAUAAUUCAAUACAGUUGUAAAUAAAAAAACAACGAAAAGAAUUUCUGUAAACUAAUUGAAAGUCUUUGUAAUCUCAUUGCUUGAUGAAGACAAUGACAUUUUAUUUAUAAAUUAUGUACAUUUAUAUUCCUUUAUUUAACGGUUUAAACUAACAGAAAGAUAUUUGUAAAAAAAGGAAGUAAAAGUAAAUAA
This is a messenger RNA of Temnothorax curvispinosus, 3422 nucleotides long. It is a transcript of the gene lt, whose product is annotated as vacuolar protein sorting-associated protein 41 homolog. Gene Ontology annotation, cellular component: HOPS complex; late endosome. The transcript has 13 exons. Gene Ontology annotation, molecular function: protein binding. The record is from RefSeq and is a predicted model, not a curated record. Gene Ontology annotation, biological process: vesicle-mediated transport; macroautophagy; cellular response to starvation. NCBI's taxonomy places the organism in Eukaryota, Metazoa, Arthropoda, Insecta, Hymenoptera, Formicidae. Bases 593 to 2947 code for a protein of 784 amino acids.